Sclerotinia sclerotiorum 1980 UF-70 is the source of this 282-nucleotide messenger RNA. RefSeq lists its product with no specific name. Bases 1 to 282 code for a protein of 93 amino acids. The transcript has 2 exons. The record is from RefSeq and is a predicted model, not a curated record. Lineage: Eukaryota; Fungi; Ascomycota; Leotiomycetes; Helotiales; Sclerotiniaceae.
AUGCCUCACAGUCAUCUUCCCCUAUUUUCCCCGACGACUAUAUUGUGGAAAUUAUAUCUCAUCUCUCACUCCUCUUCACUAUCUAUUGCUUUAAUUGUCAUCUAUGUGCCUUUACCAUCUAUAAGAGUUAUUUUCAAUGUUUUAUCUUUGGGUUUUCUAGGGUCUUUUCAAGAGAAAAGCCUGUGCCAUUGGUCUGGAGACGGUGCUGCAGCUAGCUUCAACUUCGAAGAAUUUCUAUUUGAACUGCUUAUGUCACUAAGUGCUGAUUCGGAAGUAGUUUAG